CGUACGUACACACCAUCUUCGGCGAAGCUAGCACACCACUCGAGAAAAUGGCGGCGGUAGAGGAGAUGAACAAGGGGCUUAGCGCCCUGCUCGAUGUCUUAGACACCAUGGCUACAGACAAGAACAAAAAUGGAACCAACCACUUACUUCAGGACAAGACAAAGGGUGUGAACGCUGCAUGGCAGGGCAUAUGUAAGGAGUACUUUGGGAAGAUCCAAGGCGAAGACGCUAACGCAGAGGCGAAGCAGAUGGCGCAGAUAGUGUCUCACCUGACCAGGUGUAAGGACGCCAUGUGUAGGCUCACAGCGGACGCAAUGCGGAAUUCUCAAGACGUUGCACAGGCUCUGGACAAGGAGAAAAACGACACUGCGCAGCUGCGAGCCCGCGUAGAGGAUCUUGGGAGGGAACUGCGGUCUCUACAGGCGACCAAUAGGAACCUGCAGAGGCAGCUGGAGGAAAAGGCAGAUGAAGUCAAACUACAGAGAGCGCUCAUCCAGAGAAGAGACAGCCAAAUACAGCUCAGACCUGGUGGCAAGGGGGAGGAGGAGGCCAAUAGACGGGAAGACGGACUCUUAGCACAAAUCGAGGCCAUAAAAGCAGAAAACAGCGAGACGAAAGCUCGGCUCCAGGGAAGAAUAAAGGAAUUAGACGAACAUCUGAGAAUGGAAAAGAUGAGAAGAACGUCGAAUGCAUCUGACAUCACAAGGGAUCUGCUAAGUGAAAAGAAGAAAAUUUACCAAAUGGAAAAGGAGAUCAACGCGCACCAGAAGUACUUCCUGGCAUGCGUGAACGGUCUGCGCACUGACGUCAGGUUCAUGACUGAUAACGAGGCUCCCAUGGUACGUCAGAGGCUGGAGCUGGUGCACGACGCCAUCUUGGACGGCCAGUUCUCCAUCCUGAGCGGGAAACUGCCAGCACAUUACUCGGCCUCGGAGGACGACAUACGGAUGCCGCUCGGAAAGAUGAUAAAAGAAUCGGCGAAACCUGCGCCUGCCGAAUCAAACGGACCCUCCUCCACCGGUACCAACUCGACCAUCAAGGAGCAUGACGAACCGGACGACACGUCCUCGGAACAGACCUUCGACAAGGAACACCCUGAGCUUAUCAACAGGGCGACGGGACGCCUGGACAUGUACACAGCACUCAAAUGUUUCCCGCACAUGAAGGAAUCGGAGCUGAAGCACCACUUUGACAUGUUUGUCAAGUACGACAAGAGCCGAGACUUCAAUCUGGACAUGGGAGAGUUGGUGAGAGCGCUGAUGACGGUGGCUCCUGGGGUCAAGUUUACCGCUGCGCAGAUCAAGGAGCUGAUGAAAGAGGUGGACGUAGACGACACCGGCACCAUCGACUUCUACGAGUACCUGAUUAUCUACAACCUGCUCACCAAGGAGGGAGGAAAGUCUGAGAUUUUCCACCGGGAGAUGUCGUCAACGUCAAAGGAGAACGUCAGUAAGGCAUGUGUCAUCCAAUGACGUCAGCAAGAACAUCCAAUAAGAUCACCUGACGUCAUCGAUCACGUGGCUCUUGUGUACUUUGAGCUUUUUGCUCAGAAAGGAGAUGUUCUUAGAUCUUAAAUCAAAGAUGUUGUAUAGAAA
Messenger RNA from Branchiostoma floridae (Florida lancelet), 1595 nucleotides. RefSeq lists its product as uncharacterized. The transcript is spliced from 16 exons. NCBI's taxonomy places the organism in Eukaryota, Metazoa, Chordata, Leptocardii, Amphioxiformes, Branchiostomatidae. Gene Ontology annotation, molecular function: calcium ion binding. The coding region runs from base 48 to 1472 and encodes 474 amino acids. The record is from RefSeq and is a predicted model, not a curated record.